AUGCCGCCCAAGAGAGCUCCCAAACGCAAGGCUACCGAUGACGCAACAGUCAGUCGCAAUGCCAACACCGCCAAGAGAGUCGCGCAGGAGAACGCGAACUUCGGUACUCCAAGAGAGUGGCCGAUUGAGGCCAGGAAAGGAAUAAAGAAUGCGCUCGAAUCUUCUCUUCUACCGAAUGCCGGCCAACCGGUCUCCGAUGAGUCAGAUUCAGGCGAAUCCGAGCUCGCCGAUUUCGAGGUUGACGGCGAUGGCUAUGACGCGGCCAUCAAAAUGGAAGAAGAGCACGAGAAGCGCGUCGAGAGAGCGCACAGACAUCUAGCGAUAAGACUUCAUCGAGAAGAGGAAGUGGAAGUCGGUGACGUACGAGGUGAAUGGGAUCUCUACUCUCCCAACUAUCUUGACCUACACGAAGUCGACAACCGAGCGUUGAUAUACACUGGACGGUUCAACUUCCAUCAGUGGAAGACAGGGAAACUCAUCAUUGGAGACCACAGUAACGACACAGCGCUCUCUUCGAUGGAAGCCACCGCAAAGCUUUCCCUCUACGGCCUCAAGAACGAAUGGCACCUGCCCCUCAACCUUCCCAAAGCCCCGUCUGUGGAGAUGCAACCACUUCAAGGCAUCCGCCAAAACUAUGAAGGUGCUGGAAACCCAGAGGUUCGACUCGGUAUAUCCUUUCUAGGAAACGGCUACCUGAAGAUGCGGAUACCGGGCAUAUACAUUGCCGGAAAGAAGGAAUGGAGAAGACAUCUUACGUUCUAUGGCAUCAACCGCACAUGUCCGCCACGAGAGAUGGAGAGCCCUGAGCCGCUGCCACGACCUGCGACACCGCCGCCGGCGGAGGGAUUCAAGUACGGCAAGAGAGGCAAUCUGGUUCGCAUAUCGAAGUCGCGACAGAAGCCAGCGCCGCAGACAGCGCCGGUCGAGACUGUAGAUGAUCCUGAUGAUGAGCUGGUAUCUUCAGAUGAAGAACUGAGACGAAGGCUGCUGGAAGAGUUGGAUGAUAGCUUGUUCAUCAGCUGGCCGGACGACAACUAG
Messenger RNA from Alternaria conjuncta, 1038 nucleotides. RefSeq lists its product as uncharacterized. The transcript has 2 exons. The record is from RefSeq and is a predicted model, not a curated record. Lineage: Eukaryota; Fungi; Ascomycota; Dothideomycetes; Pleosporales; Pleosporaceae. The coding region runs from base 1 to 1038 and encodes 345 amino acids.